Messenger RNA from Heterobilharzia americana, 315 nucleotides. The record is from the annotation of a GenBank genome assembly. NCBI's taxonomy places the organism in Eukaryota, Metazoa, Platyhelminthes, Trematoda, Strigeidida, Schistosomatidae.
AUGCCAGAUUACUAUGACGGAAAAGCUUCAAAACAGGAGGAAACUAACAAUUCAACUGGGAAUGGAUCUAGAGUUUCGAAGUUUGAUUCCAACAAUUUUGGUUUAGAUGUUGCUUCGCUGAAGAUUAUUGAACUAUCCAAGAAGAUAAGAGAAUUGAAUGCUGCACUUGUCAGCGAACGAAACAAAUGUAAUAAUCUACACCAAGUAAUCAGGAAGCUAGAAUCAAAUUCCACCAAUUCAUUGAACAAGGAACUUGUCUGUCAUUUAUGUAAACGAAAUAAAAUCGGAUCUCUCGAUGAAAAAAUUAAAGUAUAA